Musca domestica (house fly) is the source of this 4434-nucleotide messenger RNA. Its product is annotated as WD repeat-containing protein 44. NCBI's taxonomy places the organism in Eukaryota, Metazoa, Arthropoda, Insecta, Diptera, Muscidae. The coding region runs from base 365 to 3835 and encodes 1156 amino acids. Gene Ontology annotation, molecular function: protein binding. The transcript is spliced from 10 exons. The record is from RefSeq and is a predicted model, not a curated record.
AAUCGACAAUCAUUAACUUCUACAACAUAAAUUCACGAAAGAAGUCUUCUUUUUAUUAAAAAUUGGAAUUGUCGUUUAUUUACUCGCAAAAAUUAAGAAAAAUAUAUAAAUACGAGGAUUAUACUCACUAUAUUCACAUUCAAUUAAAAUUCAAGAGUGUAGAUUUGGGUUUGCUGUUGUUUUUGCAGAAUGAAACAAUGACGUAAAACCAAAAAGAGUCAUGAAGAAGAAGCAUAUGUAAAAAAUUAGCAAAAUAAAUAGAGAAACCCUACAGUUUCGUUAAACAAAUGCAUUUUUCUAACAGAGAAAAAGUGGCAAAUUAUAAUUUUCAAUACGAUAAGUAGACUCGUACACCCGAGUGGAGAUGAGUAGACCCAGCACCGACUCGGACAGCUCGGAGGAGUUUUUCGAUGCAGAGGACUCCACACCUAAUCGUCUGUCAACAUUAAGCCGCAAGUCCAUUAUUGACGCAACACAAACUCCGCAAGAAUUUAUAUAUCCUGAUCCAGCUGUUAGAGUACAAGCCUCUUCGGACAGCGAUGCCACACCCAUAGGAGCAGUUACACCAGCCACCAGUAGUCCCAGCAGUAGUUUGAGUGCCCGCGGUAACAAGCAAGAAGUUUUCGUAGAACCAAAGCCAGUGCAGGCCACUUAUGGUAGACAGCGUUUUGAUGAAUUGCGUCAGUGCAUGCAAAACGAUGAAGACGAUAAUCCGGGAAAUACUUUAACACCUGAUUCUCAGAACAGCUCCACAGAUGGGGUAUUUGCAAAUCGGCCCACUCACCCUUUUAAGGUGGUCGAAAAAGAUGCCAUGAGUGUACAGAGCAUGACAUCGUUGGGACGAGUGGGUCGAAUUUUGGCUGGAAGCAUAGAUCCGUCUUCUAUGAGCAUUGACCGUGAAUAUUUUGCAAAUACAAGCAGCAGUCAGCAACAGCAACAACUUCAGCAGCAGAUUGCUCAGCAACAGCAACGUUUGCAACAAACUCAGCUGACACACAGUGGUUCAUCGUCAACCAUUAGUAGCAUAAAAUCUGCAAGUGUACCACCAGGUCCCAUAGAAGCUAGCAGUAGUCGAGCAUCUGUGCCGUCAAAUGCCGCUACGACUUCAAUGUCUGAGACCGUGACAUCGGCAUUUGAUAAACCCGUUACCCUUCAGGAGCCCGAUGUUAUUGCUAGCACUAAAUUGGCCCAUUCCAAAACUACCGAUUCAAUAACCUCAAGUGGUCCCAUAGCACCACCGCGACGCAAGAAGAAAUCGAAAAAGGGGUCGUCAAGUUCAUCCGAACAUUUUAAUAUGAAUGAGGGCAUGCGAUUGCAGGCACCAGAUACUGAUACCGACAGCGACACUCGAUCUGUGAAGAGCGUUAGAGAUGUUCAGCAGAGACUACGAGACGAUUUGGUGAAGGAAAUUGAAAAGAGCUGGAAUGAAACUAGUUCCUUGCAGAAUAGUAUGUCCGGUGGUAGUUGCAGUGGGGCUUCUGGCGCACUAAGUGCAGGCACUGGUGGUGGCAAUGGUAUAACCACAUCAGCUACAAUGCCAAUGACAUUAGGUGGUCUUAGUGCCUUAGGCGGUAAUGUUUCCUCGGCCUGUUCGUCCGGCAAUGUGUCCAGCAACACCGUUGUAUCUGCAUCAGGCACUUCCCUAAGUCAAAUAUCAACAUGCAAUGCACGUCCGGUGACUACAGCGGCCAUAGGUGGUUCUAUUAAUCGUAUUUCUCAUUCACUGGGUAAUAGCUCCACCUCUGUUUAUUCCAAACCUAGUCCGUCUAAUUCAUCAAAAAGUAAUUCGGCCCCUGGCCGUGUAAGUUCCAUCGACCCUUCACAAAGUUUAAAUAUCUAUAAAGCUACCCAAGGUGGCUAUGUGGUCAAACCGCGAGAUGAUCAAUCGAAUAAGGCUGAAGGUCCCACACAAGAGGAAAUUGAACGUAUUGAACGUAUAUUUAAUGAUAAUACUCCUAGACCCAAGUUAGGAACUGGAUCGAAUAGCUUAGGAAGUGCAACAAGAUAUCCUUCAUUGGUAUACAGGUCCAGUGGCGAUAAGGAACGCCGAAAAUCUGCUGGCGAUGAAGAUGUUCUAAAACAGAUGAAUAUUGAUGUGCGCAUAAGAACUAAUUCGGGUAAGCAAUUAUCAGAUAUUGAGAUACUUGAACAAGUGCCAGUGACGAAUUUAGAGACUGGUGUUACAAUACCAUUGUCUGAAGUGAAGCCACCACCUGUACCCGAAGGAUGGAAUCCAUUGUCUUUGCAUAUUCUCAAGUUGACAUCACAUUUGGAGGUAACACAAAAGGAAUCCGACGAUGAGAGUGUCAUAGGUAUACCGCCGAGCAGUGAAGGUCAGCCACAGGAGGAGGAUGAGGGCGAGGCCGAAGAUGGCAGUCGUCUGAAAAAGAAAACAGCCAAAAUAAAACGAUUUUUCGGUUCAACAAUGCGUAAAACUGUUGAUAAGGCAAAAUCGCUUGCGUCGGAAGUGUCUCAUGCACGACACAAAGAAGAUGUGGCUGAUAUUGUCGAUGUUAUGAAUCCUGAGCAGAAUAUUAAGAUAAAAGCUUCGUCGACCAACAAAGGGCCGUAUGAAUUUACAAAACUACAACAUGUACAGGACUUAUCUGGCGAGCAUACAGGCGCAGUUUGGUGUAUGAAGUUCAGUUCAUGUGGUCGUUUAUUGGCAACUGCUGGACAAGAUAAAGUACUUCGUAUCUGGGUUCUUAAAGAUGCAUAUCCUUUCUUCCAGGAUAUGCGAACUAAAUACAAUGCCGAUCAAAAGUCCUCACCAACUCCUUCGCAAGAGUCGUUGGUAUCACAACAAUCGGCUGAAGAUGCCAUUGCUAUGGCCACUGCUGCAGAGAAAUGUACCGGCCCAUUUAUGCCGAAAUCGUUUUGUACCUACAAUGGCCAUACUUCAGAUCUUUUGGAUGUCUCGUGGUCGAAGAAUUAUUUCAUACUCUCCAGUUCAAUGGACAAAACAGUCAGACUGUGGCAUAUAUCGCGUAAGGAGUGCCUAUGUUGCUUUCAACAUAUUGACUUUGUUACAGCAAUUGCAUUCCAUCCACGCGAUGAUCGAUAUUUUCUCAGUGGUAGUUUGGAUGGUAAGUUGCGUUUGUGGAAUAUACCCGACAAAAAGGUGGCCCUGUGGAACGAAGUGGAUGGACAGACAAAACUAAUCACAGCCGCCAAUUUCUGUCAGAAUGGCCAGUUUGCUGUUGUUGGUUCCUAUGAUGGUCGUUGUAUCUUCUAUAACACCGAUCAAUUAAAAUAUCACACACAAAUUCACGUACGUUCGACGCGUGGUAAAAAUCGCAUUGGUCGCAAAAUAAGUGGCAUAGAACCAAUGCCGGGCGAAGAUAAAAUUCUUGUAACCUCGAAUGACAGUAGAGUGAGGCUGUACGAUUUGAGAGAUUUGAAUUUGUCGUGUAAAUACAAGGGCUAUCUGAAUGCAUCAUCGCAAAUAAAGGCCUCGUUUAGUCAUGAUGGUAAAUAUAUAAUAGCUGGAUCGGAAAAUCAGUGCAUCUAUAUAUGGAAGACCAAUCAUGAUUAUUCAAAAUUGAGUUCGGUACGUCGUGAUAGAAGUGACUUUUGGGAAGGUAUUAAGGCCCACAAUGCCACUGUGACUUGUGCAAUAUUUGCUCCACAUCCUGAAGCCAUUAUUAAACCAGAACCAGAUGAAAUAUCCAAUGAAAAGCAAACCAACAACCAGCCAGAUCCUUUGGUUGAACAACAUAAAAAGGGUUGCGGUUACGUGAUGAUUAGUGCCGAUUUCAAUGGAGCCAUUAAGGUUUUUAUUAAUAAAACAAAACCGAAACACAGCAGCCUACCGUACACGGCAAUAGCAGACUAAAUGCGUUGGCCAAGGAAACGCCAACUAACCUAUUAUAUUGUAAUUCAUUCUAAAUUGUAUGCAUUAAAAUGCAUUCGUGUUUGUCUUUGUUGAAUAUUUUUUAUCUCUUAAAUCUUUUCGAAAUGUACGUAAACUUACUUGCUUCAACUUAUUAAAGUGUGUGUUUGAAGAUAGAUGAGCCGGAUAACUAACUUUAACUUACUUACCGAAUUUACAGAUAACUUAUUCAUUUUAAAUGUAUUUAUCUUUUUUCUUUUAAUACUGCUGUAUUUGUUCGCUCUAACGUAUAUUGUGUUUUUGUAUAUUUGUAUUUGCUUUGAAGUUUCUUGCGUUUGGUUUUGAGGUGAUGAAGGUGUCCGCUUAUCAAUCGCCAACAUGAGCUCAUUUUGCUUCAUCGUUGUUUUAAUUUGACUUUUCAAUCAACAUGCUUUUAAUGUUGUCUAAUUGUAGAUAUGAUUUUGACUAUAAAAAUGCAAAGAAAUAAAGCCAGCCUAUAUUGUCUGUCACAGUAUUUUUCGAUCAUUGUGUAAAAUAUUAAUUAGUUAAACAUUGUACGAAAAUAAAAUUAAAACAUUUUUAAUUUUUAGUAGCACUGUAAA